AUGGCGGCAUCUUCCCAACCGAAAUUUGCGUUGCCGGAACCCAAACCCGACCAGCCGUACAUUCAAGUGUCCGCACUGGAAGCUGGCCUCUUACAGCUGAUUCACACCAGGUUCAUCGCAGGCUCAAAGCCUGGCGAGUUCACCAUGUGCCCUUCGCUCGCAUUCUUCCUUCGCCACUCUACCUCGAAAGAGCAUCUCGUCUUCGACCUUGGCAUCCGGCGAGACUUGGCUAUCCACCCACCGGCCGUCCAGAAGGUGAUCGCCAACCGCGUCAUCACCACCCCGCAGAGCAUAGAGGAGAGCCUGCGUAAGGGAGGCAUGGACCCGGCGGACAUCAAGACAGUCAUCGUCAGUCACCUGCAUUACGACCAUAUCGGAGAAGCAUCGUCAUUCCCCAACGCGACCUUCAUCAUGGGUGCGGACGCCGAGGACCUCCUAGUGCACGGCUAUCCCUCAAACCCCGUCGCCGAAGUCCUCGAAGGCGCUAUCCCCCUUGCCCGCUCGCGCUUCCUCUCGUCGGAGUUCACGACAUCCAUCGGGCCCUUCCCGCGCGCGUACGACUACUUUAACGACGGGAGCCUCUACAUCAUCGACGCACCCGGGCACCUCCCGGGGCAUAUCAACCUCCUCGCGCGCACGGAUGCGACCGGGUCGUGGAUCUACCUCGCGGGCGACUCCGCGCACGACCUUCGCCUGCUGACGGGGGAGCGCGACGUCGCGACAUGGCACAACGACGCAGGGCACUUGGUCUGCGUGCAUACAGACAGGGAGCGGGCGGUAGAGCAUAUCGCUAGGGUCCGGGAGCUGUUGGGUAUGCCGCGGGUACAUGUCCUGCUAGCACACGAUGCAGCGUGGUACGAGGCGAAUCAGGGCGGGAAUGCGUUCUUCCCCGGCGCGAUUCCGCCGAGAAUGUGA
Molecule: messenger RNA, 915 nt
Organism: Dichomitus squalens LYAD-421 SS1
Lineage: Eukaryota; Fungi; Basidiomycota; Agaricomycetes; Polyporales; Polyporaceae
Product: Metallo-hydrolase/oxidoreductase
Exons: 2
Coding region: 1-915 (304 amino acids)
Source: RefSeq, a predicted model, not a curated record